Linum trigynum is the source of this 1149-nucleotide messenger RNA. The record is from the annotation of a GenBank genome assembly. NCBI's taxonomy places the organism in Eukaryota, Viridiplantae, Streptophyta, Magnoliopsida, Malpighiales, Linaceae.
AUGGCGGGAAAGCCGAACCCCGCCGACAUUCUCACGGCGGACUUCGCCGGGAUGACCAAGAACCAGCUCUAUGACAUCAUGUCUCAGAUGAAGACGUUGAUAGAGCAGAACAGACAGCAAGCAAGGGAUAUCCUCAUUCAGAACCCUCUGUUGACGAAGGCACUUUUCCAGGCUCAAAUUAUGCUGGGAAUGGUCCAACCUCCUCCAGUGGUUCCUGUGAUCCCGGCAACGACAUCACAGAAGCCUCAGCAAUCAGCACCACCCACUCAGAUGUCAAACAUUUCGACUUCACAGCAAGGACAAAUGUGCCAGCAGGGGCAACAAGCUGGAUCAAACAUGCAGCAUCAGAUGAGAAAGCAACACCAGAAUCAGCCUGCAGUAGUGCCCAUAGCUUCUUCCUCUUCUGCUCCACCUAUAAAUCUUCCAUCCCAAACCUUGCCUUUGCACACCUUACAGACCCCACAGCAGUCGAAAGGACAUGUUAAUCCUCAAAUGCCAGGGCUGCAAUCUUCUCAGAUUCCUAACUUACCUCCACAGCCACCCCAACUUCAUCAACCCCAAUUGGCUACUGGUCAGCUGCAACAAUCAUUGCAGACAAGUGGUGGAAUCCCGCACAUGGCACUGCAACCACCGAUGCCACCCCAGCCUAGACCUCCGCCGCCACAUUCUAUGCCGGGUUACAAUCAUCAAUAUCAACAACAGAUGGGAUCCAGUAUGGGCUUCCAACAUGGUGGCAGUCAUCAACAUCCUUCACAACCCAUGUUUCAUUCAGGUAAUAGAACUCAAAAUCCAGCAGUGCCAUCAUAUUCCCCGGGACAGCAGCAACCUAUUCCAGGCCAACCGCCACCACCUCCUCCUCAAUCCCUAUAUCAGGGUGGAGGAGGUUCACACAUGACGGGGGAGUUCAACAAUCAGGGUGGAAGCUCAAUGCAAGUAGAUCGAGGAUCUGGUUGGAUGUCUGGGCCUCCAGAUAGCUCAUCCGCAGCACAGGUUCCUGGCAAUCAAGCAGCUCGUGCUGCCCCGUUGACCCCUGAUAUGGAGAAGGCACUACUUCAACAGGUAAUGAGCCUGACACCGGAACAGAUCAAUCUCCUGCCCCCUGAGCAAAGGAGUCAAGUGCUUCAGCUGCAACAGAUGCUCCGCCAAUGA